GUCAGCAUGGGUGGCCAAUCAGCAGACAGUCCCACUUAUUAUGCGCGUUACCGCUAGCCCAGCUGCGCCUUCGGCAAACGUGACCGCGCGUUGAUUUUUCGACAUUCGCGAUCAAGCAACCGCCACGACGCGUCAACCGGCCCAGGAUGUGGACAUUGAUCUCAUCACAUACUGCGGGAGCGCCGGGCUCCUCGGAGUACCCCCUACCAGAAAAAGGGACAGUACAUAUCAUCAACGACAAUCACCCUGGCGUGGUUCGCUUUAUAGCGGCACCCGCAAUCAUACCCGAGCUCGGUCGCAUCGAUUCUGGGCCAUGUGGGGUCAAACUGGAAGCCAUCACAGCCUCAUUAAGCAUCUUGCCUGGCCAAGCAUACGCCAACAGUCCACCAUCGGCUGCCAGAUUCGAGUUGCAACCACAAAGCGGCGGACGCUCAGAAGCAAUAUUCUUGCGUCAUGGCGACCAGAUUUAUGUUCCAAAUGCUGCAUCUCAUCUGACUUGUCAGUGGACAGACUCCGAGGUCCAGGUCAACUCAUCGGCUGCUGACGCUAUGGGAAUCGCUGUGACACCUGAAGAAGCCCAAGGCGAGGGCAAUGGCAUGAAAGAUAUCGCUAUCAAUGUAGCAAAGUCGCAACCUCGAGCAACCCCUCAGCUUUCGAAUCAACGAUCUACUACUGUAAUCCAGGAGACCCCAACCGCUACUCGUACACGAAAUCUUGCAGAUUCCUAUGAAGCUGACGUCCAUGAAGCAGACGCUUCCUCGACGGUCCGCACUGGCGAGUCACAGGAUCGGUUGCAAACACAGCCGCCUCUGAAUGCUAGAACGUCUUCGCCGCGAGUGCACAUACCUUCAAGAUCAGCUAAGAAACGAACGCGGCCCCUAGCAGAUGAGGCAGAGGCAGAGGCAUCGAAGUCUGGCAACGAAGCAUUUGCUGGACCUAACAAGCGCGCCAAAACAAGCGAUAGCGACACAGAGGACAGCCGCCUGAGCAAUCUCGACGUUGCUAAGCCCGAACAAUCCGCCCCGCCACGAUCGCAGAGGAGUUCGCAACGAUCUAUAUCUACCACUACAGCACAAGAGGACUACGAUGGUCCGACCUCUCGUGUAGCCUGCAGUAACUCCACCAUCACGAAGACAAGUGCGGCUGUCAGAUUCUUGAAGAAACAAGGUGGAGCGUAUGUGGAGAACCUGGCUGAUGACUUCAACGUACUAUGCGUACGAGACGGUGAUCUCCAAAAGACAACAAAAGUACUUUAUGCCAUCGCUCGCGGCAUUCCCAUCGUCACAGACAAAUGGCUAUACGAAUCUGCGUCAGCUAAUCGCCUCCUCACCGUUUCCGCUUUCAAGCCAUCCAUACCUAAGCAGGAAGAGGAGUGGAAAAUCAAGCUUGACGAUGUCCUUGAAAAGCCGCAAUCUCCGUUCACCGAUUAUGCUAUUCACUUUACGAAAAGCCUCAAGACGAGAUACGCAUCCUUCUCUGACAUUGAGGCGGUCUGCAAAGCCGCGGGCGCGAAGAGUGUAACGACCGGUGCGACGAAGUUGAAGAAGACAGGUAAUACUAUUAUUCUCGCUGAAGACGGAGACGAUGCGGAGGCACAAAAACUGAUCAAGGACGGAGUAACGUGCUACACAAAGGACUUCUUCACGUACAGUAUCCUGCGGGGCGUCGUUGACCUCGAGAGCGACGAGUUCAAGAUUGAAGGAGCCGCAGCCGCGGAGACACCUUCAAAGGAAGAAAAGAAGAAACGAGGCCGAAAGAGUGGAUAGGCACGCAUCGACGAGUCAAAGGCAAAGGACAGGCCCAAGAUUAUGAUUUUACCAGCGACAUGUUUUAAUGCAUAGCGAACGGAGCAUGUGCCAGGCGACGGUACGGAGGUAAUUCGUUCAUAUCACAGUAUACCCACUUCUAUCAUCGUAACAGACAAAUCCAGUAGCAAUACUACAAAUCAGAUUACAAAACAGCGCUUAUCGUAGCAUCACUGCCGUCGUAUGCUCCGGUAAGCGAGCAAGACCCACAUCAUCCCCCACUAUACACAUAUCCCCGAUGCUGCCGAUGUUUGCUCUCCAUUGCGACUCGAAACUUGAGCUUUGCCAGGCGAUUAGUACGAU
This is a messenger RNA of Alternaria rosae, 2108 nucleotides long. RefSeq lists its product as uncharacterized. The coding region runs from base 147 to 1766 and encodes 539 amino acids. The transcript has 3 exons. Gene Ontology annotation, cellular component: nucleus; site of double-strand break. The record is from RefSeq and is a predicted model, not a curated record. Lineage: Eukaryota; Fungi; Ascomycota; Dothideomycetes; Pleosporales; Pleosporaceae.